CUCCCCCCGACUACCUGGUUCUCUGCGCUCACUCCCUCCUGAGAAAGUCAAGGCUGCAUCGCCCAAAACUUUGCCCAGACUUUGUUUUCUGUGAAAAGUAAGAGAGUCAAAACACCCCGUGGGUCCAAGCUCGCUCGAUCCUCGCCCUGCUUUCUUCUUCUUCACCCUUCGAAGGAUUCAAGCCUCGAUUUCUCAGUUUUAUAACCCAAAAACGCAAGUCGCCGAGCAAAGAAAAGCCUGCACUAUGACUCGCUCCAACCUCUCCGUGAGCUAUUUCGCCUUCACGGCGCUUCACCUUGUCUGCUUUGCGCUUGCACUCGCCGUCUGUGGCCUUUACGGCACCGACCUGCAGCGUGCGAAGCAUUUUGACGAGUAUACCAACUCCAAAUGGGUCUAUGCCGUCGUAGUUGGCGCCUUGUCGGCAGCCACAUGCGCCCUCUACUUCAUUCCCUUCAUCAUUGAGGUCGGCGCCAUCAUUGUUGCCGCCUGGGAUAUCGUUCUCUUCAUUCUGUGGAUCACUCUCUUCGGUGUCUUUGGCAAGAUGUACAUUGACGAGAAUGCCCACGGCGACGGCAACAUCGAGCGCAUGAAGCAUGCCGUCUGGGUCGACCUCACCAGUGCUCUGCUCUGGCUGGUUGCGGCCGUUGCCUCGUUCACCUACUGGUGGAAGCAUCGCAACAAUCGCAGCGUCUUUACUGGCCGUGCCAAAGUCUAGAGGCCCUUUGGUGACCAGGGUCGCCCCUUUCGCACAGUUCGCCCCGUUCGCCCAGUUCGCCCUAUCCGCCCUGCUCGCUCUCUUAGGCGUGACGGGUGGUGAGCACACCUAUAUCAUGUCCAAUCUUGCCCGCAAACGGCAUGAGGGGCGUCCAUCUGCGGCAAUUUUAGCGAUUUUCUCGAGACGGGAUAUCUGAUGUGUUGACGAUGAUGCGGGAAAAUGGAAAAAAGAAAAAAAAAUUUACUGUACUAAUAGUAUGAUACCCUGAUACCCUGAUACCCUGAUACCCCUCUGAUUCGUUUGGGAGAGUAGAUAGGAUGUGGGGAAGGGAAAUGGGAUAUUGAGACAAGGAAGAUUUACGAGAGCAACUUUGGCCCCAUCGGUUGUGCGAGGGGAGAUACAAUAUGGACGGACAGAUGAAAAGAGAACAAAGCCUCAUUAUGGGCUCCUUGCCCUGUCCGUAGAAUAAUCAAUCUGUUUUCUCAGCUUGAG
This is a messenger RNA of Trichoderma atroviride IMI 206040, 1207 nucleotides long. RefSeq lists its product as uncharacterized. Lineage: Eukaryota; Fungi; Ascomycota; Sordariomycetes; Hypocreales; Hypocreaceae. The record is from RefSeq and is a predicted model, not a curated record.